AUGGAUGUGAACUUUGAUGAGGGAGUGGAACUCGAGGUGAACCUGCGAUAUGAGAGGUUGGUAGGAUACUGUCGUCGAGAUGUCCCACCAAGGUGGCAGAGAUGGAAACUAAGGAACUCGAGGUCUCGAAACCUGAGCAAGGUCAUCAAGCUCAGAGUUACAAAGGAGCUUUGGAAACUGAAGGUGAAGCUUCUAAGGUUCAGGAAGGUGGAGAGGAGUUUCGAAACAAACGUAAGGGAAUAUCUAAGGAAAGACAAGGGCCAUAUAAGGAAGCAGGAUCCUUUCGACAAGGCGGGGUUAACUGAGGUUAUAAGGCGUGUAAUUCUCGGGGAUAUGGAGAAGGAUCAUCUCGCCAUGGUGUACAGUCUGGUUACGCGAUUAGAACUAGAGGUUUACGGCAUUUGA
Molecule: messenger RNA, 405 nt
Organism: Eruca vesicaria subsp. sativa (arugula)
Lineage: Eukaryota; Viridiplantae; Streptophyta; Magnoliopsida; Brassicales; Brassicaceae
Source: the annotation of a GenBank genome assembly